Messenger RNA from Lathyrus oleraceus (garden pea), 1170 nucleotides. RefSeq lists its product as uncharacterized. The transcript is spliced from 3 exons. The record is from RefSeq and is a predicted model, not a curated record. The coding region runs from base 1 to 1170 and encodes 389 amino acids. NCBI's taxonomy places the organism in Eukaryota, Viridiplantae, Streptophyta, Magnoliopsida, Fabales, Fabaceae.
AUGGCUCUGACAAGGCUUCAGUUACAAAAUCAAGCACAGAGAUCUAAUGAAUCCUUCAAAGAGUAUGCUCAACGUUGGCGCGAAAUAGCGUCUAGGGUCCGACCAGCACUAUCUGAUAACAAAGUGGUAGAUAUCUUCAUGGGUACACUUCAAGGGCUGUAUUAUGAGAAGAUGAUCGACAGUUCGUCGACAAAUUUAAUUGAUAUGGUAACUAUUAGGGAACAUGUUGAAAAUGGGCUGAAAUCGGGGAAGAUCACAAAUACAACCGCUCCGCGGACAACGAACAAGAGGCUGCAUGGGGGCUUCGCAAAGAAGAAAAAGGGGGAAGCAAAUGUUGUGACGCCGAGUGCCCGCCCCCAAUAUCAAUUUCUGAUGGCCCCUAUUCCGUACUAUCUAUAUCCAUAUGUCGCUGCCGCUCAGUAUCAACAACCGCAUUCCAAUACCAACCACAGAAAGAGUGACAAGAUUCUGGUACCGUAUGCAGAAUUGGUUCCUUAUCUAUUCCAUGUGGGGGCUAUCAUACCAAAAGAAAUACCUGCGGCUACUCAUCCAUUCCUCCCUAAGCAUGAUCCUAACGCUUCAUGCGCUUAUCACGCCGGAUUCAUAGGGAAUUCUACAAAAGAUUGUUGGGCACUCAAGUACAAAAUCCAAGAUUUGAUCAACCAAGAGAUCCCGGCCUUCUCUGAAGAGAAACCUAACGUGAAGACGAAUCCUUUGCCGAAUCACGGUGGUGCAGCAGCCAACGCUGUGGUCGAAGAGGAAACUAACGAAUCCAUACUAAGGGACGAAGAGGUGAAGACUCUGAUGUCAGUUAUGUUACAGAGACUUGAGAAGUUUGACGGUUGCGACAAGUCGAGGGUUUAUGUACAAGAACUGAUUGACCAGGGUUUGAUGCAGUUCUCUAAGUCUAAGGCAGCAGAAGAAAUGGUCGUAAUUGAACCAAUAACAAUUGUGUACAGAAAAAAGAAGGUUGAAGCUCCUUCCAAGAGGAUUCAGCCAAUUCAUUUCCGGGUUCCCAGUCUAUUUCCGUAUCAGAACACCAAGGCAGUGCCUUGGAAUUAUGAGACAACAACAUAUUUGAGAGGAAAAGAAAUUUGUAUUCCUGACACUGAAAUUGUCAACAUCGCUGGAGCGGGAGGCAUGACUGCAGUGGCCGUGUAUUCUCUCUAA